CUACACACAAUGGGAAGACUAUUAAAAUUCCUCUUUACACUCGAAAAGAAAAGUAUAAUCGCAAUAAUGUUUUCAAUACAGAAAAAUGGCAUGCACCAAAAGAUUUCGAAUUUCCUGAUUCAUUUGAUACUACAAUAGCUGAGCAAACACCAGAGAAGCAAAAAAAAAAUUAA
Molecule: messenger RNA, 173 nt
Organism: Paraglomus occultum
Lineage: Eukaryota; Fungi; Glomeromycota; Glomeromycetes; Paraglomerales; Paraglomeraceae
Source: the annotation of a GenBank genome assembly